This is a messenger RNA of Cryptomeria japonica (Japanese cedar), 2155 nucleotides long. Its product is annotated as diacylglycerol kinase 1. The transcript has 14 exons. The coding region runs from base 421 to 1905 and encodes 494 amino acids. The record is from RefSeq and is a predicted model, not a curated record. NCBI's taxonomy places the organism in Eukaryota, Viridiplantae, Streptophyta, Pinopsida, Cupressales, Cupressaceae. Gene Ontology annotation, molecular function: ATP-dependent diacylglycerol kinase activity.
ACGUGAUUGGCGUGCAUCCUUCGUGGUUGGAAAAUGUUUCUUCACGCGUUCUCCCGUAAUUUAAUAGAAUGAACUUGACAGGAAAUUAUUGUAAAGGGGACGGUAGACUCAUUUCUUGCCUUAUAUUGUUUUCUAUCUUUACGGAGAAUUGUCCGUCGCUUUCAGAUCUCCAGAGCGAAAAGCCAGCAUUAAUCAAAUUGCGGAGCAAAUUCAGCAGCCGAGACAGAGAUUGAAGAAAAUUCAGAGCAUAGGGAAUUGCGAGAAAAUUAAAUCAGCGCUGCGCCACUGUCAAUUGCGAAAAGCAAAAAACUAUUUACAAUUACAAAGAUAUAAAAACGGAAUUGUUAUUUACAAUUACAACAAUAUCAAAAAAGAGUUGCUACUGGUUGCAAGACAAAGGUUCUCUGCACAAAGGCAAAAAUGAAUUUUUCAUCAAGACAUCAGUCGACUGUUGAUAUUGACGAAGCUCAACUAAUUGAGGACACGAAAAUUCCAGAAUAUUAUUUGGGAGAUUUUAACACACCAGUGAAGGAAGGAAUCAAGGCACCCAAAUUCCCUGUACUAGUGUUCAUCAACUCUAAGAGUGGUGGUCAGCUUGGAGUGCAGCUUCUUACUACAUACCGUGGUAUUUUGAAUCAUUCUCAGGUCUUUGAUUUGGGGGAGAAAUCACCAGAUCAGGUCUUGCAUACAUUUCUAGGAAAUUUAGAAAAGCUGAAAGCUCAAAAUGAUGUGGUUGCAGCUGAGAUCAGGGCAAAUUUGCGAAUAAUAGUUGCAGGGGGAGAUGGCACUGCAGGUUGGCUUUUGGGAGUAAUAAGUGACCUCAAACUCGAGAACCCACCACCAGUGGCAACUGUCCCACUAGGCACAGGAAACAAUCUACCUUUUUCUUUUGGCUGGGGAAAGAAGAAUCCUGGAACUAAUCGUGAAUCUGCAAAGAAAUUUUUAUUCCAAGUGACGAAGGCAAAACCUAUGAAAGUAGACAGUUGGCAUGUAAUCAUGAGGAUGCGAAUUCCAACAGAAGGUUCGCUUGAUCCAUUGCCACCUUUAGAGCUACCACAUUCUCUUCAUGCUUUCAAACGUGUAUCUCAGUCCGACCAACUAAAUGAGGAAGGAUAUCAUACCUUUCGUGGAGGAUUUUGGAAUUACUUCAGCUUAGGCAUGGAUGCACAAGUAUCAUAUGCUUUUCAUGCGGAAAGGAAAUUGCAUCCAGAAAGAUUCAAAAAUCAACUUGUGAAUCAGGGAGCUUAUGCUAUGAUUGGAUGGUCACAAGGAUGGUUUGUUGCUUCACUUACACAUCCUUCUUCAAAGAAUAUCCUUGAACUUACUAAAGUGAAAGUUGCAAACCACCAUGGUUUGUGGGAAGAACUUCACAUACCUCGCAGCAUUAGGUCAAUUGUUUGCCUCAAUUUACCCAGCUUUUCUGGUGGCUUAAAUCCUUGGGGUAUGCCAAAUGAUAAAAAAUCUCGAGAGAGAGGAUUGACUCCUCCAUUUGUAGAUGAUGGACUGAUAGAAGUGGUUGGGUUCCGAGAUGGUUGGCAUGGACUCGCUAUACUGACUCCCAAUGGUCAUGGAACACGCCUUGCACAGGCACAUAGGAUUCGUUUUGAAUUUCACAAGGCGGCUACAAAACACACAUACAUGAGAAUGGAUGGAGAGCCCUGGAAGCAGCCUCUUCCAACAAAUGAUGACACUGUAACUGUUGAAAUAUCUCAUUUUGGACAAGUUACAAUGCUUGUUACUGAAAACCGUAUAGCUAAGAGCAUACAUGAUGCAAAGGACUCUAUCGCAACUACAGAAGAGGAAGCUGAAGUAGAGGAAGAAAUUGGAGAUGAAGAUGAAAUUGAAUUAAGAAGAAAAUUUGGUGCAGCAAGUACCUUCAAAAUAGAUGCAGAUCACAUAGAUUGAUCAUUUGUCAAUUGCCAUUAUUCAUUUGUUCCAUCAGUAACUGCAGUAUAUUUUCAUCUACUCUUUUAGAAAGGCUUAUUUUCUUUAGUAGGGAGCAAUUUACGUUCAUCAUGAACUGGUAUGGUAUUUGACUGAUGGUGUUUGAAUUUUAGAGGAUAAGGAUGGACAGAUGUCAAGGGUUAACAUUGCUUGUAGCAUAUUGUGUAACAUUAUAACAUAUUCUUUUCAAGUAAUCAUGGUUGAGUUGUCA